CGAAGGGCUGGCCGAUAAAAAGCCGCCAAGCGCACACAUAUUAACCAAGAUGGCUGCCCCGCGGCAGCCGUUGCGGCCGCGCAACGUCGACGACGCGGCGCGGCCGCCCCUGAAGCCGCGCGGCGUGGACACGACGCCCCAAAAGCUGCGCGCACGACACGAGACGGAUGAUGAGCGGCUGCGCGACGCGGACGACGACAAGACUGAUGAGAGGCUCCCCCAGAAACGGAUCAGGCUCCUCCCCAAGAAACGUAUCAGGAUGCUGCCCGCGCGCGACGAAAAGUGGACCGCGCCUUUACAUUCGCCGGAACGCGACCGCCCGCCGGACCUCGACGCGAGCAUGGACGGCAGCAUCGUCAUGGCCCUCGCGACGCCAACACAAAGCUCACCGGUCGUGGAGGAGGCGCCGACGGAGCCGCCGCCGGCGUCGAUGGGCGCCGUGGCCAAGCUCGGCUCCCUGGCCGCGCUGGCAAAAGUUCUGAGGAAGCCCUUCGACGCGGCCACUCAACAUGUUUUCGACCUCUAUAAUAGGACGUGGCGCGACUUCGACGCGAGCGGUCGGGCGCCGCCGGCGAAACCCGGCGCCGAGCUAUCGGAGGACGAGGUUAGAAGGUUACGCGGCGGCCUCGCGGUGCCCAUCGUCGAUGCGCCGGUAUCGGCCGUAAAGCCGCCGCCGGCGCCGCCGCGCAAGUUCCGCCUGAAGAGUCUGUUGAAAGUCUUCCGGUGGAAGAAGUCGUCGCGCAUCGCGCCGGCACCCGCGCCUAACACCUAGUAGUA
This is a messenger RNA of Pelagomonas calceolata, 777 nucleotides long. The record is from the annotation of a GenBank genome assembly. Lineage: Eukaryota; Pelagophyceae; Pelagomonadales; Pelagomonadaceae.